CGUCGAGGAGAUCAAGAAUGCAGCUGCAGCUGAUGGGCAUAUCCUCGAGAUUUCGUGAUACAGCAAACUUGUAAUCUCAAAGAUUCCACUUUCAACACGUUGCGUACUUUGCGUGCUGUUACAACUUGCAGUCAGUUGACAGGGGGCAUAUAGCGAUACAUAGCUACAUAUCCGAUACAAAUUAGCAAUCGGCAGGGGGGAACAACUAUAGCUGCACUAUUUCCUACAUUCCCAUCAAACGUUCUCGACUAUUCAGGAUCAUUCUGCAAGCUAUCCAUCAAGAUCUCGACAGCCUGGUCACCGCAUAGUCUUCUGAACAUAUUCCUCCUGGAAAAGUUCGGCUGUGUUUAUAGGCAUGGCCGGUUAUCUCACCGAUAAACAACGGGAUGAUCUCAAUAAGGCCGUCCUAUUCUAUCUCCAUGCUUCGGGUAAUGACUCGGCUUUCGAAGCCUUGAAAUUCGAAUCGAACAACGAAGAGCUACAACUAGACGAUCCCCAAAACAAACGAUAUCAAGGGUUGUUGGAGAAGAAGUGGACCAGCUUGAUCAGGCUACAGAAGAAGAUUCAAGAUCUAGAAACAAGGAAUGCGGUAUUGGAGCAAGAGUUGACACUUCCGCGGGCAUCAGGCUCGAAUUCCAAGGCCAGCGCCCUCUGGAUACCUCGAGUACCUCAGCGUCACACACUUAUGGGACAUCGAUCCCCCAUCUCCAAAGUCGUCUUUCAUCCCACCUUCAAUAUACUAGCUAGUGCGAGCGAGGAUUCGACCAUCAAGAUCUGGGAUUGGGAGACCGGCGAGUGUGAGCGAACACUGAAGGGCCAUACGAAGGCGGUCAUGGACUUGGAUUUUGACGCCAAGGGGGGGUUGCUGGUCUCCUGCUCAAAUGACCUUUCGCUGAAGAUCUGGGACACGAAUAACGAAUACAAAAAUAUAAAGACAUUACAUGGUCAUGACCAUUCGGUUACUUCCGUCAAGUUCGUGUCGAACGGAGACUUUCUUGUCACUGCAAGCCGUGAUAAGACGAUACGUAUAUGGGAGGUGUCAACAGGCUACUGCAUAAGGACCCUAUGGGGUCAUGACGAGUGGGUACGGAGCGUCGUACCGUCAGGGGAUGGGAAAUGGCUGCUAUCGGCAUCGAGUGACCAGACGGCAAGAAUCUGGGAUCGAAACGAAGGAGAUGCAAAAAUGGUGCUGCGUGGACACGAACAUGUCGUCGAGUGCGCGGAGUUUGCGCCGGUCGCAGCAUAUGCUUCAAUCCGAAAGCUAGCUGGUUUAACCGCUGCGGCAGGUGACGAUCGAGCCAAAAGCGACGGUUGCUUUGUGGUCACUGGGUCUAGGGACAAGACGAUUCGGCUGUGGGACGUUCUCACGGGUCAAUGCCUAAAGGUAUUCAUGGGUCACGACAACUGGAUCCGGGCCAUGACAUUCCACCCGAGUGGCAAGUUUCUCCUCUCGGCGUCUGACGACAAGACGAUCCGAAUAUGGGAUCUCGAGCAGGGGAAAAUGACCAAGACGAUCGACGCGCAUGAACAUUUUGUGUCCACCAUGGCCUGGGGACGGACAAAGUAUGCAGGUGCAGCUGGAGAAGGUCCAGUCGACGGAAAGGACAAGGCAGCUACCACUGAGCGCCGGGUCAACGUGUUGGCGACGGGCUCGGUCGACCGGACGAUCAGGAUCUGGGCGCCUUGAGUUGAUCGUACUAUUCAUCCUUGCCUGCCAGCAUUGUUCAGCUUCACCACAUCCCUUCGAUUUCCCUCAUCUAUGGCCCUUUCGCAUGGAUGCGAAAGUCGUUGCCGACUUUCAUUUUCACUCGCCAAUCCACCACUCUACUCUACCACGUCUGUUCACCUCUCUUAAUCUAGUUGCCUUUCCUGACGCCGUGUAACGACCCGUUAAUGACCUCACGAGCAUGAACAGCAUCCACCCCUUUUUCUGUUUGAUCGGUUCCUUCUUGUUGUUGUUGUUAUUUGGCCCUCGGGGCGACGCGUCCCCACAACAUUUCAU
Molecule: messenger RNA, 2002 nt
Organism: Filobasidium floriforme
Lineage: Eukaryota; Fungi; Basidiomycota; Tremellomycetes; Filobasidiales; Filobasidiaceae
Product: WD40-repeat-containing domain protein
Exons: 9
Coding region: 356-1687 (443 amino acids)
Molecular function (GO): protein binding
Source: RefSeq, a predicted model, not a curated record